ACGAUGAACACUCUGAUAAUAUUGGUAAUCUCUGCAUUUGAAUAUAUAUAGAACCAGUUAUUCCAAUCGCGACUUCCUAUUAUACUUUGACUUUGAGCAUACCACGACCAGAAGGAUAUAUCAAGGAAGUUAUGAUCAUCGUCCAAAGAUCCAAAAGUAGAAACGUCUCGAGCGAGGAAAUUACAACAAGUGAUCUCAAAAAUUACCAGCUAGACACACAAGAUCCAUACAUCACUGCUUAUAUGAAAGCUGAUGUUUUACCCUUGACGUUCGUGAUAGGAAAUGGCAAGAAUUACAGUUCUGACAAAAAUAACUACCACAACCAACCUUUAACGAGAAAUUCAAGUUAUAAUGUGUUCUUGAGGUUUUUUGAGAGUCAGGACUCAUACUACUCGACAGAGUGGAGUGGUAGCAUUUACACAAUGGGGAGACCUUCAGAUGGGAGUGGGAAACAGUCAGUUCACGAGUGUACGGAAGACAAAACCCGGCUUGAUCUCCUUAUACCACUGAGUAUUCUAGCAUUGUGCCUUCUUCUCUCGUUUGGCGUAAUCAUAUAUCUAUGUCGUCGUCAAAACAGCUAUUCUAGCUCUGAAGGAGUUAGCCAAGCAAUGGAGCUGGACUCCAUUCAAACCCCUACCAGUCGCCAGACUGAAAAUGCGAAUGACUGUGUCCCUGUGACUGUGUACGAGAUUCCAGACGAAAUUGAGCAACAUGAGGCUCCAUACGAGACAGACAAAGAACAGGAAUCAUCGGAUUACAUGCCGUUGAAUGACAACAGAGAACCAGCAAACGUUUAUCAGUCACUGCAACCCCCCGGGACCAAUAAUGGUCAACGUCAUCCUGAGGGGAGUGGUGAAUUAAUGGAAUACGAAAAUGCUGCCUUCAAUUGAGAUUUUAAUUCUUACUGAUAUAUUCACUAAAAAUGCAUGUAUUGCUGAACUCCCUGCACAUAUAUAACACUUAAAUUCGAGUCAUCAGACCAUUUGCUGGUUUUUUAUUCAUAGACGUGCGAAAUUAAAUUAUCCGCAUUAACAAUACACUUAAGUCUUUCCUUCUUCACUUUUAUCAAAUAUGUAAAAUUUCGUCCAUCAGCCUAGGGCGUGAAUUCCACAGAACCUUUUUCUCGGCGAAAUGUGAAAUAUUUCGGCUGUUUUUUUGAAUUUCGACUACUUGAAUAAAUUAAUUCAGGCAGGCAAAAUAUUUCGCAUUUCGAUUGAAAAGUUUAGCACGUAGAAAAUGUUCACUUUGUGA
Molecule: messenger RNA, 1251 nt
Organism: Dendronephthya gigantea
Lineage: Eukaryota; Metazoa; Cnidaria; Anthozoa; Malacalcyonacea; Nephtheidae
Exons: 5
Coding region: 132-890 (252 amino acids)
Source: RefSeq, a predicted model, not a curated record